AUGUUAGAGUCGGACUUAUCUAAAGGAGAUUUGGAAGAACUUUGCUGUGCACUUGGUGUGUCUACAGAUGGUGUAAAAGCAGACCUAGUACAAAGGUUAAAACAACUUUCAAGUGAAGUAGGCCAAAGCUCAAAUAGUAUUGAAGAAACUGGUGAAACAAGCCUGGAAAAUUAUGAUGUUGAUGAUCAAGGAGAUCAUGUGAUUGAGCAAUCAUUUUUGUCAAAUGAGAUUGCAGAUCCAGAUAAUCCUUUUGCAAAUACUGAAGAAUGUACUAACUGA
Molecule: messenger RNA, 279 nt
Organism: Cetraspora pellucida
Lineage: Eukaryota; Fungi; Glomeromycota; Glomeromycetes; Diversisporales; Gigasporaceae
Source: the annotation of a GenBank genome assembly